AUGCUUCAUUGCUCCUCUCGGCUCAUGGAGGCACGCUUGCCAAUCAAGAGCACAAUCUUCGAGAUAUUGGUUGUGUACAACAUGACGCAGAUGCUUCUUAACACGUAUGUGUGUGCUCGUGUGUUGAGAGAAGCCUGGCUGCAAGGCUUCAGCUACCCAUGGGGCAACCAGUUCGUGUACACGAAGGAAGGGCAUCGACUUGGCUAUUUCAUUUGGUUUCACUACCACCUCUGCCAGCUCGAACUGCUGGAUACGGUGUUCGUCGUCAUCCGCAAGAAAUUCCAGAAGAUCACAUUCCUCCAUGUUUGGCUUAGAUUGCUGAACAUGUGGGGCUGGUUCUUCGCCUGCCGCUACGCCUGCGGGGGCGACACCUACUUCCCGGCAGCGGUGAAUGCUGCGACACGGGCUGUGGUCUACGCUUUCUAUAGCCUCUCGCUGCUGUCCGAGCGCGGAGUGCCGCUCGUGCGCAAAGCGCACGUGACCGAGCUCCAGAUGUUCCAGUUCGCGAUUUGCGCUUUCCACGCACUGUUUUGCAUGUACAGGUUUUGGGAUAUGCAGAUUUCCAGAGCUGUGUUGCUGCUCUACUUCCUGGUCAUGACCAGUGGCCUCAUGCUCUACACCGACUUCCAUUACCAAGCGGAGGGCAAAUCUGUGAGGAAGCUUGAGUCGCAGAGGAAGAUCAGCAUUGCCUUCGACUCCAGCGGGUGGCUGUAUUGCUACCAUUUCGGCGUGGCAGCUUGGCUACGUGAGCAUCUGAUGCCGGAGGAUCUGAAGCCUGAGGAUGCGGACACGGAGAAAUUCCCGAACCACCUGGCCUUCAGCGGAUCGUCUGGUGGUGCCCUGGUCGCCACUGUCCUCUCCUCGGGUCUGCAGCCCAAGGAUGUCUUUGAGGUGGUUCUCACGAAACAGCCGGAGUGCGCCUACAAUCCCUUCCGGAUGCUUCCAGCAGCGGAAGACGUGCUCAGGAAGAUGCUGCCUGACAACGCCUUCCGAAGCCUUUCCGGCCGCAUCCGGAUACUGCUGACAAGAGUCUCAAUGAAGUUUCCCUUCUUGAGCGCAGAGGUGGUGAACAGCUUCCAGAACCAGGAGGACGUAUUCCACGCGCUGCGCUCCUCUUGCCAUGUUCCGAUCAUCGGCGGCCUGGGUCCUUACCGAUAUGAUGGCCAUGCCUACUUUGAUGGAAUGUUCUGGCCGCAGAUGCUUGUUCCAUGGAAAGGCAAUGAAGCAGACUACGUGGUGCGUGUUGCUGCUCUACUGCGUAACCCCUCCUCUGACAUCAGCGCGCCUUUCAUCCCGGCCUGGUGGUCCAUCUUUCCACCCAAAGAGCCGAUCCUCCGAGGGGUGUACUGGAGAGGGUACCAAGAUGCUGCGCGCUGGUUUAGCAGAAGUCCAGAGAGUUCCGCCUGUUGGUCGUGCAGGGCUUCAGCUAAUGCUGAAGGCCUGCGCCGCAGACCGUCUGGCAAAGGCCGCCUGUCACUGAAGCCAGAGGGCACUGAGGAGACCGACGGUGAUGCCCGAGACCGCUGGUUUGAAAUACAGAAGCUGCUGCUCAAGAAGCCAGACGGCGGGCUGCCAGACGUGGACCCGGCGACCGGCAAGCCUCCCGAAGAGUACAUCAAGAUCAUGGAAGAUGCGAUGAAGCAGUCUCGGAUGUAUGUCGGGGGCCUAUCCAUGGCGCUGUGCUCCCUGGUGUGCGCAUUGGUCCUGCGUGGCUUUUUCUGA
Molecule: messenger RNA, 1722 nt
Organism: Symbiodinium pilosum
Lineage: Eukaryota; Dinophyceae; Suessiales; Symbiodiniaceae
Source: the annotation of a GenBank genome assembly